Messenger RNA from Sparassis crispa, 225 nucleotides. RefSeq lists its product as hypothetical. Bases 1 to 225 code for a protein of 74 amino acids. Lineage: Eukaryota; Fungi; Basidiomycota; Agaricomycetes; Polyporales; Sparassidaceae. The transcript has a single exon. The record is from RefSeq and is a predicted model, not a curated record.
AUGCAACAUGGGCACUCCCCUGCCUGUCGUUCGUGCAAGCCCGUGCAGGAGACACGUGGAGUGUCGUUGAUACAGCUAUCCUCCGUGGCGUUUUCAAACAGCUUGACGGAUACUCUAUCAUGGCUUUUCUGGGUUUCGAGUAAGAAGAGUUCAGAUUGGGAGAAGGAGCUCGAGGAAGGAUUCCUAGACGAAGUGUACACGCUUGGCGUUGAGCCUGGGGUUUAA